This is a messenger RNA of Topomyia yanbarensis, 1988 nucleotides long. RefSeq names its product cell surface glycoprotein 1-like. The record is from RefSeq and is a predicted model, not a curated record. NCBI's taxonomy places the organism in Eukaryota, Metazoa, Arthropoda, Insecta, Diptera, Culicidae. The coding region runs from base 53 to 1849 and encodes 598 amino acids. Gene Ontology annotation, cellular component: extracellular region. Gene Ontology annotation, molecular function: chitin binding. The transcript is spliced from 3 exons.
UCAGUUGAAGAUUCGAAUGUGAGCUGUGAUUCAGGAAAGUGAUCUAACCAAAAUGAACGGUCUAAUAUGUGUGGCCGGAGUGCUACUGCUGGUCGCUGCAGUAGCCAACGGAUAUCCUACGCCACGAAAUAACGAUGACUUUGACUGUACGAUCGAUGAAAAUCAAGGCGUCAUCGUGCGUCAUCCGGAUUCGUGUUCCAUGUACAAAAUCUGCUUCAACGGUGUCCUAGUGGAUGGAAGCUGUCCAGCUGGAUUAUUCUUCGAUGAGGAAAGUCAAAGUUGCGAUCUACCGGAGCGAGUGAAUUGCGCCCUGGAUGAGGAUGAUGAGGAGGUAGAAGCUGCGGAAGAAAAACCAACAGAAGAGACUCCCGAAGAGGAAGAAACUCCGGAGGAGGAAGAAGAGACACCAGAGGAAGAAACACCAGAAGAAGAGCCAACAGAAGAGGAGGAAGAAGAGACUCCAGAGGAAGGGGAAGAAACACCAGAAGAAGAAGAAGAGACUCCAGAGGAAGAAGAGGAAACACCAGAAGAAGAACCUACAGAAGAGACACCUGAAGAGGAGGAAGAAGAGAAUCCAGAGGAGGAGGAAGAAACACCUGAAGAAGAAGAAGAAGUGGAGACUCCAGAAGAAGAAGAGGAAGCUCCAGAAGAAGAACCAACUGAAGAGACUCCUGAAGAGGAGGAAGAAGAGACUCCAGAGGAAGAGGAAGAAACACCAGAAGAAGAAGAAGAAGAAGAAGAAGUGACUCCAGAGGAAGAAGAGGAAACUCCAGAAGAAGAACCAACUGAAGAGACUCCUGAGGAGGAAGAAGAGGAGACUCCAGAAGAAGAAACACCUGAGGAGGAAGAAGAGACUCCAGAAGAAGAAGAAGAAGAAGAAGAAGAGAUUCCAGAGGAAGAGGAAGAAAACCCAGUAGAAGAAGAAAAACCCGAGGAGGAAGAAGAAACGCCAGAAGAGGAAGAAGAGUCUCCAGUAGAAGAAGAGGAAGAAACACCAGAGGAAGAAGAGACUCCAGAAGAAGAAGAGGAUACUCCAGAAGAUGAACCAACCGAAGAGACUCCUGAGGAGGAAGAAGGCGAAACCCCAGAAGAAGAAACUCCAGAAGACGAAGAAGUAGAGAUUCCUGAGGGUGAAGAAGAAAAUGAAGAAUCUCCCGUGGAAGAAGAAGAAUUGCCGGAAGAAGAAACCCCUGAAGAGGAGGAAGAAACACCCGAUGUAGAAGAAGAAAUUCCAGAACCAACACCAGAAGAGGAAGAGGCGAGUCCUGCAGAUGACCAAACCCCAGAAGAGGACAAUGAAGCCCCGGAAGUCGUGGAGGAUGAACAGGGAGAAAAGCGUACCACCGACCAAGAUGAAGUACCAGAAGAGGAAGAAGUAAUAGAUGAAAACCAAGAUGAUUCACAAGCGGAGAACCCAGAUACUCCUGAUGUUGAAGAAGGGGAAACUCCAGAUGUUGAACAACCUGAAGAAGAAGAAGGUGAUGAAAUAAACCCAGAGGAUGAUGAGGAUAGUGAAGUGGACAUUAGUCAGGAUCCUGAAGAAACUCCAGAAGAAAAAAGAACCACUGAAGAAGAUGUAGGAGCACCAGACGAUGACGAAUCUGUUGAUAAUGAAGAUGAUGAAGAAAAUAUCGAAACUCCAGAUAAUGAACUACCAACAGAAGAAACUCCAGAUGACGAAGAAACAGUGGAAUCGCCAGAGGACGAAGAGGAGUCUCCUGAGGAAGAGGAUGACGAGGAACCGGAGAUCCCGAUUGAUCUUCCCGACAAUACUAUUCCGAUUAUUCCACCAGAGGAGCUGCCGGAAGAAGUUCCUAGUGAAGUUCUCCCGGAGAUCUCGGAGCCUUAAUUCGAGAUUAGAGAAUGAACUCAAGUUGCCAAUAUUUGGCAUUGUUCUUAGUAAAUAAUUUAGACAAAAAUUAAGUGAUCAUCACUUGAACGUUGGAAUCGUGCACCAAAUGAAUAAAUAAAUAGUAGAAGAGAAAAAA